AUGCCCUCUCCACCCUUUGAUCAGGAAAUUGGUGCUGAAUAUGCCCACAAUCUUGCAGCAGUCAACAAAGUCUCCAUCACAGUUGAGAACAUCGAUGGAGUCGCAUUCACUACCAGCGACAACAACAUUCAUGUGAGUGCAGGGUACAUUGAAAAGGGCCGGCCGCCUUCAGGACUUGUUGAAGGCAUGGCGGAUUUUGUGAGGUUGAGGGCUGACUAUGCUGCAGAUAGCUGGGAUGAUGUAGGUGAAGACCCUAAUUGGGACCAAGGAUACCAAGGAAGCCAGUUGCUCAACUUUGGAUUGAAUGCCUUAUAUGAUCUCAACAACUGA
This is a messenger RNA of Arachis duranensis, 330 nucleotides long. RefSeq lists its product as uncharacterized. NCBI's taxonomy places the organism in Eukaryota, Viridiplantae, Streptophyta, Magnoliopsida, Fabales, Fabaceae. Bases 1 to 330 code for a protein of 109 amino acids. The transcript has 4 exons. The record is from RefSeq and is a predicted model, not a curated record.